AUGCUGCCGGCCUCCAUCCAGAUCACAGGUGAGCAGCUGUCAGCGGCCGAGGUCCAGGACAUCUGUGAGAGUCUGAAGGAGGACAGCGUGCGGCUGCUGUCGGUCCGCGGCUGUCAGCUGUCCGACCGAGACUUCGGCCGCGUGUGUCGCAGCGUAGCAGAGUCUCGCUCUCUGGCUCAGCUCAACCUCAACCUCGCCGUCGUGUCCAGCGUCAGCCGCACCCGACACCUGGCCGACGCCCUGAAGACCAACCGCUCCCUGCAGACCCUGUUUCUCCAUGGUAACCCCCUGCUGGACGCCGGCCUGGUGACCCUGAACGCAGCGCUGUCCACACAUCCAGCGCUGGUCAGUCUGGACCUGGGAGACUGCAUGCUGGGAGACGAGGCGCUGAGGCUCAUCUGUGGCAUGCUGCCGCCAGACGGAGCCAAGUCAGGUCUGAGGGAGCUGACGCUGAGCGCUAACCCAGGAAUCAGCUCCAAAGGUUGGGCUCGACUCACCAUCGCUGUGGCUCACAGCUCACAGCUCCGAGUGCUCAACCUGGACUACAACCCGCUGGGUGAUCGGAUUGCAGGGAUGCUGGCGGUUGCCGUGGCGUCCAGUCGAACCCUGGAGGCUCUGGAUCUGGAGGGGACCGGACUCACGAACCAGUCUGCACAGGUGUUCUUGGACAUGGUGGAGAACUACCCGACCAGCCUGCGGGUUCUGGUUCUGUCGGAGAACGACAUCAGUCCGGAGCUGCAGCAGCAGAUCUGCGACCUGUUGUCCGAAGCGGAGGACGACGAUGACAGAGCGGCCACGCCCCUCCAGCCAGGCCACGCCUCCAGCAGCGCCCUGCUGCCAAUCAGAGACAAGUACCAGCCUAUCAGAGACAAGUACCAACCAAUCAGAGACAAGUACCAGCACCCCGCCUGGCUCCCCCACAGCAACUCCAGCCCCCAGAUGGUCUUGCUGACAUCAGGUCUAGGUGAGAGCUUAUUGGCUGAGACUGAGAUGUGA
Messenger RNA from Scomber japonicus (chub mackerel), 996 nucleotides. RefSeq names its product leucine rich repeat containing 73 (gene lrrc73). Gene Ontology annotation, molecular function: protein binding. The transcript is spliced from 6 exons. Bases 1 to 996 code for a protein of 331 amino acids. Lineage: Eukaryota; Metazoa; Chordata; Actinopteri; Scombriformes; Scombridae. The record is from RefSeq and is a predicted model, not a curated record.